Mycosarcoma maydis (corn smut) is the source of this 2259-nucleotide messenger RNA. RefSeq names its product ERMES complex Ca(2+)-binding regulatory GTPase GEM1. Gene Ontology annotation, biological process: small GTPase-mediated signal transduction. The record is from RefSeq and is a predicted model, not a curated record. Gene Ontology annotation, molecular function: GTPase activity; calcium ion binding; GTP binding. The transcript has a single exon. Lineage: Eukaryota; Fungi; Basidiomycota; Ustilaginomycetes; Ustilaginales. The coding region runs from base 1 to 2259 and encodes 752 amino acids.
AUGCGCAAGGACGUUCGCAUCGUCCUUGCCGGCGAUCCAGAUGUCGGCAAAUCGACACUCAUCACCUCUCUCGUAAAGGAGGCGUACGUCGCCAAAGUACAAAAGGUGGUACCGCCCAUCACAUUGCCGCCAGAAGUCGCACCAGAAGCUGUGGUCACAAAAAUCGUCGAUACGAGCUCAAGCCCGGAGCAUCGCGCCAACCUGGAAGCAGAGCUUCGCAGGGCCAACGUUAUUUGCAUUGUCUAUUCGAUCUCGGCGCCUUCCUCGUUUGACCGUAUACCCACCUAUUGGCUACCCUACAUCCGCUCACUAGGCGUCAAUGUCCCCGUCAUCCUCGUCGGCAACAAGAUUGACUUGCGCUCAGGUGACGUUACUAAUGCUGCCCUUGAAGAUGAGCUGGCACCCGUCAUGGCAGAGUUCAAGGAAGUGGAAACUUGCGUCGAGUGCUCGGCGCGCAUUCCACUCAACGUCAGCGAGGUCUUUUACUUUGCGCAAAAAGCCGUCCUCUAUCCGACAGCGCCACUGUACGACAGCCGCGAGCAUGUGCUCAAACCCGCCUGCGUUGAUGCGCUCAAACGUAUCUUUCGCCUCUGCGACUCAGAUAAGGAUGGCUUGCUGAGUGACGGAGAGCUGAACGAUUUUCAACGCAAAUGCUUCGACACGCCUCUUCAAGCACAAGAACUCGAGGGGAUCAAAGACCUCGUCGUCCAGGCCCCCAUUGCCGGCCUGCGCUAUAACCACGAGAACAGCAGUGUGGCUGCUUCCGGUUCCAGUGCCAAUGGGGACAUUCCCUCACACCACCCGCAUCUCCGUGAGGGCAGUUUGACCAUGGCCGGCUUUCUCUAUCUGCACACACUCUUUAUUCAACGAGGGCGACUGGAGACGACCUGGACUGUCCUGCGCACGUUUGGAUACGGCGUCGAUCUUAGUCUCCAAGACUCAUUUGUCAAGCCUGCUUUCGCAGUACCACCAGAAUGCUCGGUGGAGCUUUCUCCGAACGGCUACCAAUUCUUGACGGACAUCUUUGAAGUGCACGAUAAGGAUCGUGACGGUGCACUCAGCGAAGAGGAGCUCGAUAGCCUCUUUAUUACCGCACCUGACAAUCGUCAUCCUUGGCAAGGCACCGGCUUUCCUACCUCCACCAUCACCGACGAGCACGGUGCUGUCACCUUGCAAGGCUGGCUCGCGCAGUGGAGCAUGACCACACUGCUCGACCACCGCACCACGCUGGCCUACCUCGCCUACCUCGGCUAUCCUUCUUUCCCCUUGUCAGGCUCAUCUGGUAGCGCUUCAACUCCAGCGCCUAUACCACUCACGCCGACUGGUCCACCUGGAUCUAGGCCAUCACGCAACCGUACACCAUGUCCACCAUCCACCAUCACAGCCUUGAAGCUCACACGCCCGAGAAAGACGGACAAGAAGAAAAAGGGCGCGAUCCAGAGAAGUGUCUUUCUCGGCUUCGUGCUCGGUGCGGCAGGCAGCGGUAAGACGGCAAUCCUUCGCAACAUGGUGGGCAAGCGCUUCGCAAAUGCAUACGAGCCUACACAAAAGAUGAUGAGUGUCGUCAGCACUGUGGAGCAGGCGGGAGCCGAGCGAUAUUUGGUGUUGCAAGAGUUCGGAUCGCGCUACGAGGCCGAAGUGUUACGCAACACGGCUAAGCUAUCGGCUGCCGACGUGAUUGUGUUUGUCUACGACUCGAGCGACACCAACUCGUUCAGCUACAUUUCGAAUUUGCGGCAGCAGUACCCACUGUUACAGUCGAUGCCAUCCCUGUUUGUUGCUACCAAGGCCGAUCUCGAUCUGGCGCAGCAGCGCCACGAGGUACAGCCAGACACGUACUGCCGCAAGCUUGGCCUCAAGAUUCCGGGGCUGGGAGCAGGGCCUCUCAACAUUAGCAUCCGUGAUGGCCAGUCGGCGGAUCUGUAUGGUCUGAUCUGUACGAUUGCUGUCGAUCCCAAGGGCGCAGUGCAGGGCGGCUACGAUCGCAACGCGCUCAGCUAUGGCACAAACCGUUGGCAGUUUUGGGGCUAUAUCGGGCUCGUGGUGAUUGGCGGCGGAGGAGCCGUCUGGAUCUGCGCCAAAGUGCUCAAGGUGCCUAUCGGCAGCACGCUCGGCUUUGGAAGUAGUGCCUCCACGACAAGCUGGUGGCUCUCGGGGGCACAAGCUCGAGGUGCGGGUGGCCCGAAUGCUACCAAGGUCUCGAGCUGGUUCGACUGGAUUCGCUGGCAAAGCUCAUCGAAUGUGCGAUCGGAGCUCUGA